AUGCCGCGCACAAAGAGAUUUACAGCAAGAAAAAGAUCAACAACAUCAACAACAUCAUCUACUCCUCCAAUCCUAGAAACUCAAAAUGUGCAGUCCAAUGUUGCCAUACAAAAUGUAGGCCAAGAAGAUCAAGUUCAUUCUCCAUCCCAAGAACCAGCUGAUGUACCACUUGAAGUACAACGGGUUAAGAGAGCAUGCAACAAAUACUGGGUUGUUGAAGUUAUAGAUGAUAGAGGAAGGAAAUCCGAGGAAAGAUUGAGGAUCAAGGAUGUUUUGGUACUGCCGGAACACAAGAAGGUUUUGGUACAAUGGUCCGAAGAUGGUCAACCUGUUGGGGAUGGUUCUUCACUUUUGAAUGUCUUUUUGGGACAUCUUGCAUGUAACACUAAUAUAUUCCCCAUAAGUUAUCCGAGGUGGCCUGAUGUACUUCCCUGCUAUAAGAUUGAUGUUUGGGAAAACACAAGUAAGAAAAAGUUUGACCUUUGCACUGAUGACGAGCACGACUAUUGUAUGGGAAAUAUAGGUAAAAAGUGGAAGGAUAAUAGGCACAGGUUGUGUGUUGAAUUUAUUGACAAAAUCAAAACUUUUGAGGAAAACCUAAAAAAUUAUCCAGACGGUAUGACUAGAGAGCAGUGGGCUGGUUUUUUCACUUAUAAGACAAGUGAGAAAGCACAGAAAUAUAGUGAGAUUAAUACAAGAAAUCGAGCAAAACAGACUAUAAUGCAUACACUUGGUGCUAAAUCUAUUGCAAAGACAAAACACGAAUUGGACGAAUUACUAGAAGAAAUUCAAGAUGUAUCUGAUGAAGAUGAAGCCUUUGAACUUGUGUUUGGGAAGGAGCACUCAGGUCGCGUUAGAGGAAUGGGGUUUGGGGUGGUUCCAUCUCAAAUGCGUAAGCGCAAAGCCUGUGCAGAAUCAUCUUCUAACAGUGGUCCUAGUCAAGCUGAGUAUAAUUCCCUUAAAGAAGAGCAUAAUUCCCUUAAAGAAGAGCUUGACACUUUAAAAGGACAGAUGGCUGCACUUAUACAGCAUAUGGGUGGUACACUACCCCCUAAUUUGGAUGCAGAUAUGGGCUCCCCAGGAAUAAGAAGAUCAUCUAAUGCGAGUCAUAAUCCAGCAGGCGGUUCAUCACCUAUUGUUCCACCACAACCUUGA
Messenger RNA from Gastrolobium bilobum, 1155 nucleotides. RefSeq lists its product as uncharacterized. Bases 1 to 1155 code for a protein of 384 amino acids. The transcript has 6 exons. The record is from RefSeq and is a predicted model, not a curated record. NCBI's taxonomy places the organism in Eukaryota, Viridiplantae, Streptophyta, Magnoliopsida, Fabales, Fabaceae.